Molecule: messenger RNA, 4810 nt
Organism: Lonchura striata (white-rumped munia)
Lineage: Eukaryota; Metazoa; Chordata; Aves; Passeriformes; Estrildidae
Source: RefSeq, a predicted model, not a curated record
UGGGGUCGGCCCGACAGCGCGCGCGAGGAGCGCGGCAGCCCGGCAGCGCCGAGAGCCCGCGCAACAGCCUCCGCCGCCGCGGCGUCCCUCCCGCAGCCGUGCGGCGACUCCAGACAGAAGGGCCGGGCUACCGGCGCCCGGCGCGGGAGGAAAAUGGCUCAGCUUCUUGCACCAGCAACAUCCAUCCAUGAUGAGGAAGCCUUGGAAAGCAGAAUGUUGGUUACAUUCCUCAUGUCAGGACUUGAGUCAAUGUGUAAAGAACUUUCCAAGUCCAAGGCAGAAAUUGCCUGUAUUGGUGUAUAUGCAAGAAAUGUUUUUGUUAUUGGAACUGAGAGAGGAAAAGCCUUUGUCAACUCUAGGGAAGAUUUUAAGACGGAUUUUAUCGAAUACUGUGUUACAGAAGAGGACAGGCCUCCAAAGCUGCAGAAAACAAAGACUACACCACCUGUAAACAGACAGACAGUGGAUGCUGAGGAGCUGGAGGCUCUUAGAAAGUCUGUGGAGGAGUUUUUCUGCUCUUUAUAUGGUAAAGCUUUAGGAAAGCCAGCGGCAGUACCUGUGACAUUCGAAGAGAUUCAGAGGAACCAGUCUGUUGUGAUAGUGCAGGGCCUGCCUGAAGGAGUCACAUUUAAACAUCCAUCAAAUUAUGAUGUUUCCACUCUGAAAUGGAUUUUGGAAAAUAAAUCAGGGAUCACAUUUAGUAUCAACAGGCCUUUUUUGGAACUAAGGAAACAUGUAGGAGCUGAUAUGACAGAUCCUUCACAUUCAGUUACACGCCCACGUGAAAGUUGUCCUCCUGUUAAUGUGAAAACGGAACCAAGCAAGGAUUCUGAGACCAACAAGGAUCAUGGAAUUCCUUCUAAAAUGUCAGAAGUAACAAUGAAGCAGGAAAGAGAUGAUCCUAACUACUAUCAAUUUAAUACUCCAGCAGGCCCAUCCAAAACAUCAGAGAUAGAUGAAAAAAUUGCUCCUGGAAAAAGUUACACAGAGUCUGCCCAACCUGACUCAUCAGAAACAAGUGACAAUUCUGAGGAUGAUGUUGAUGAUGGUGAUUAUAAUAAUGAUGGUGACGAGUACCUGCCCUCUGAAGGGAGCCGGCGGAGCCCAGGUUUGACUACUGAAGCAGCCAGUACUGGGGGAAGAAAUGCACAAGAGUUCAAUUUUAAAUCCUCCCACCAUGACAUGUUAGAAACAAGCGAGAAACCUGAGGUUGAGGUCACCCUUGAAGAAGAUGAUGAUGACUACCUACCACCUGACAAGAGACUGAAGAGCACCAAGUCGGCUACUGAAGUGGCCAAUACUGGUAGAAGAAAUGCAGAAGAGUUCAAUUCUGAUUCCUCCCAGCAUGACUCAUCAGAAGCAAGUGAAGAUUCUGAGGCUGAAAUCACUAGUCAAGAUGAUGAUGAUGAUGAUGAGUACCUGCCCUCUAGCAAGAGAAAGAGAAGGAGAACAAGGAAUACCCGGUCAACUAAGGAAGUUGCCAAUAACAGGAGAAGAAAAGCAAAAUAUGUCAAGUCUGAUUCCUCCCGGCAUGACAUGUCAGAAAUAAGUGAGAAUCCUGAGGUUGAGGUCACUGUUGAAGCUGAUGAGGAUUACUACAUGCCCUCUGACAAGAGACAGAGGACCACCGAUUCGGCAAAUGACAAUGCUAGUGCUGAGAGAAGAAAUGCAGAAGAGUUCAAUUGCGAUACCUCCCGGCAUGACAUGUUAGAAAUAAGUGAGAAUCCUGAGGUUGAGGUCACUGUCGAAGUUUCAAAAUUCAAGGCGGUUCCUGUUCUGCAUGCAAGUUCCAUGGACAAAAAAACAGGGGGUUUUUUAUUGUUUCUUAAAGAUGAUGAUGAUAACUACCUACCACCUGACAAGCGACUGAAGAGCAACAAUUUGGCAAAUGAAUCUGCAGAUAUUGAGAGUAGAAAAGAAGAGGAAUUCAUCUCUGAUACCUCCCGGCAUGACAUGUCAGAAACAAAUGAGAAUCCUGAGGUUGAGGUCACCCUUGAAGAUACUGACCAGCCAUAUGCAUACCGUAACAAGAGACGGAGGAGCACCCAGUUGGUUAAUGAAGAGUCCAAUAGUCAGAGUAGAAAAGCAGAAGAGUUCAAUUCUGAUUCUUCUCAGCAUGACUCCUCAGAAGCAAGUGAGGUUUCUGAGGCUGAGCUCUCUAGUGAAGAUAAUGAUGAUGACUAUUUACCCCAUGAGAGGAGACAGAGGAGCCCCAAGUCAGCUAACAGCUCAGGCGAUAGUGGGAGAAGCAAAGGAACACAGUUCAAUUUUGACCGAUGGAAUUCGCGAAUUACAGACUUGAGAACCGAAGUUGAAGAGCUGUUUGAAAAGAAAUAUGCUGAAGCUAUAAAAGCAAAGGGCCCAGUGUCUAUUCCAUACACAAACUUCCUUUCACACCCAGAAGAUUUAUAUGUGGAAGGGCUGCCAGAUGGGAUUCCCUUCCGGCGCCCAGCCACGUACGGCAUUCCCCGGCUGGAGAGGAUACUGCUGGCAAAGGACCGGAUCCAGUUUGUCAUUAAAAAGCCUGAACUUCUGAAUUCGACAGAGGCUCCAGAGGCCAAUACAGUUUCAACAGUCUCAUAUACAGUGAAAGAGGACUGGCAUUCCAGAGUCACCAAACUGAGAAUGACAGUAGAUCAACUUUUCUGUAAAUUGUAUGGCAAGGCUUUGGGCAGCAAUGAGCCCAAAGCUGUUCCAUACAAGAAAUUUGAAGCUCAUCCGACCGACCUCUAUGUUGAAGGGCUGCCAGACAACAUCUCAUUUAAGAGUCCCUCCCGGUAUGGAAUCCCUUGCCUUGAACAAAUAAUUCAAAUGGGCGACAGAAUAAAAUUUGUGAUCAGAAGGCCAGAGCUGCUAAAUCAUUCUUCAAAUGAAGUUAUUCAGCCCAGGUCAAACCCUACAGCGAGAGAAGAUUGGAAUUCCAAGAUCACAAAGCUAAGAAAGCAAGUAGAAGAUAUAUUUAGUAAGAAGUUUGCCAAAGCUCUGGGGCUUUCAGUUUCAGAGUCAGUGAAAGUUCCCUAUUCUGUGUUUGAAUCAAACCCUGAGUCCUUGGUCGUUGAAGGCUUGCCAGAAGGAGUCCCCUUCAGGAGUCCCACAUGGUUUGGAAUUCCACGCCUUGAAAGAAUCAUCCGUGGGAGUAGCAAAAUCAAAUUUGUUAUUAAGAAGCCUGAGCUUAUCAUGUCCCAUUUGCCUCUAAGACUGGCUAGUAAACUAAAGAAGAAAGGAAUUAGUCCAGAGAGUCCCAGAAGGUCACGAAGUUCUUCAGAAAAUUCAAGUGUCCCAGAGAUUGAAGUUACUAUUGAAGACAGUCCUCAGAAAGAACAAAGUAAUUCUGAUGCCAGUGACUCCAAUCCAAAUUCUAAGCAACAAGGAAAAGAGUUUUCUUUUGACUUGUGGAAUGCCAGAAUCACGGACUUAAAGCAGAAAGUUGAAAAUCUUUUCAAUGAAAAGUGUGGGGAGGCACUGGGACACGGAGGGCCAGUGAAGGUGCCAUAUGCACUGUUUGAUUCCUACCCAGAGGAUUUCUACGUGGAAGGGCUUCCUGAGGGGGUGCCCUUCCGCCAGCCUACAACUUUUGGGAUUCCAAGACUAGAGAAGAUCCUGAGAAGUAAACCCAAAAUAAAAUUUAUUAUUAAAAAGCCUGAGAUGCUUGAGGCAGUUAUCAAAGAAAGUUCUGAUAAAAGCCCCCAAGGAAAAAAUAAUUCCCCCAGUAAAGCCAAUGUAGCAAGGACCACAAAAAACUCAGUGAAAACAGCUACAAGUGUUGGAGACCUAAACAUUGUUAAAGUAACCAUAAAAGAUGAUGAAAGUGAGCCACUGCCAAAAGCAGAAAGUGCCAGACAAUUGAGAGAGCAAGUAAAUGAGCUUUUUAGCCAGAAAUUUGGUGAAGCCACUGGUAUGAAUUUUCCUGUGAAAGUUCCAUACAGAAAAAUCACUAACAACCCUGGCUGUGUGUUGGUGGAUGGAAUGCCUCCAGGUGUGGCAUUUAAAGCACCCAGUUAUCUGGAACUCAACUCAAUGAGGAAGAUUUUGGAAUCAGCAGAGUUUAUCAAGUUUACUGUCAUUAGACCAUUUCCAGGACUUGUGAUUAACAAUCAGCUGCUAGAAGAAGCUGAAGCAGAAGCAGAAUCACCAGCAGCAGCAGCAGCCACUACCACAGCAGCACUACCAGAGCCAGAUGAACCAAGCCAAAUAGAAGUAUCUAUAGAAGAUAAUACAGAAACAGAAGAAAAGUUUCAAAUAAAGAAAGAUCCAGACCUGACGUCAUAGACCUCAUCAACACUGGUCAGAAGCUUCCCGUUUUGAGAAGAGCCUGCUCAGCCUGUCUAGAGCUGUGUAAUAUAACUGUAUAAGAGAAGUAUCUUCUAUACAAAUCCUUUUGUACUAUUAUAUAGAAAUGUCUACUUUUUCAGCAGUUCUGUGAAUUGAUCUAAUAAUGACUGUAGAUUUGGAAUGUCUUGAGUUUACUUUGGAAUAUAUUUUAAGGAUUAAAUUUGAUUCAGCAGUGCUGGGGAGAUGGCAGGGAUUAAAAUCAACAGGGACAUAGCUCAGGCUGUCUACAUUUUCCAGUAAAGGUGAAUUUCACUGUACCUGAAUGCAUCCUAGCUUUUGUAAUGAAAAAUUCCUGUGAAGAGUUCAGUUUGUUUACUUUGGAGAAAAAAACCCUCUACAUUAAUUUUCAGCUAUUAUUUUAAAUGUUUUAUUGGAUAAUAAUAUCUGUAUAUUUGAGCUAAUUUGAGCUAAUUUUGCCUAUUAUAUCUAUCACAAUUCAUAUGUUUUUCCUAAAUAAAAGAUAAAAUUAUCCACUUGA